AUGAACCCAGCGAAGACUGUGGGGAUCCUCGGUGGAGGCCAAUUGGGGCGCAUGUUGACCCACCCGGCUGCAUUACUUGGAAUACCACUGAUCAUUCUUGAUUCUGGAUCCUAUACACCGGCAAAGCAGACUCUCCUUCCACCUCAAAACACAUCUCAUCUCGAUGGACCUUUCACAUCUGAAUCCCAUAUUCGAGAGCUCGCGAAGCAAUGCGAUCUACUCACUGUCGAAAUCGAGCAUGUCAAUGCCGACGUCUUGGAACAAGUUGAACGGGAGGGAUUGUGUGAGGUCCAGCCGAGUCCCGGUACGAUCCGUUUGAUCCAAGAUAAGUAUCUUCAAAAGAAGCAUUUGGCUGCGAAAGGGGUACCUGUAGCGCCUUUUGAGGCGCUUCCAGCAGACCCGACGGAGGAGGAUGUCAGAAACGUGGUGCAAAGAUUAGGGACGCCAGUCAUGCUCAAAGCUAGGACAUUGGCUUACGACGGGCGGGGCAACUCGCCAUUGAAAGAAGUGGAAUCGACUUCUAUCAAGGCUUCGUUGGAGUUCUUGGGCGAUCGACCACUCUAUGCCGAGGCUUGGGCGCCGUUCGUCAAAGAAGUAGCAGUCAUGGUCGUUCGGAACAAGGAGGGGGAAGUCAGGAGUUACGACGCAGUGGAGACUAUGCACAGGGAUAGUAUUCUAAGAGUGUGUCUGGCGCCUUUGAGGGCAGGUGGCAUGGAGGGUGUCAAUCUCAGAGCUAGAGCGUUGGCUGAAAAGGCCGUCAGCACGCUCGAGGGCGCAGGUAUCUUUGGGGUGGAAAUGUUCUUGAUGGCCGAUGGAACACUUUUACUCAACGAGAUUGCUCCUCGACCACACAACUCUGGACACCAUACCAUCGAGGCAUGCCACACGUCUCAAUUCGAGAAUCAUCUCCGGGCCAUUCUCUCUCUACCACUUGGCUCAACGUCUCUUCGUGUUCCAUCAGCGGCCAUGAUCAAUAUUCUCGGCUCAUCAUCAUCAAUGGAUCCGGUGCUCAAGACGGCUGAGGCUGCGAUGUCCGUUCCAGGCGCCAAUGUCCACUUGUAUGGCAAGACGGAAUCUCGGAAAGCCAGAAAAAUGGGACACAUCACCUUGACGGCAUUGACAGAUGCUGAACUCUUCACCCAUCUUCGAACACUUCUUCUCGCUCAACCUGAUGCCAGUGUCUCAUGGAUCGAUCCCAUUGCUCCAGAGCCAAAGUCGGGACAUUCUCAUGCGCAUCCUUUGGUCGGUAUCAUCAUGGGUUCUGACUCGGAUCUUCCGACCAUGCUCCCCGCCACUAAAAUUCUGGACAACUUUGGUAUCCCGUACGAGUUGACGAUCACCUCAGCUCAUAGGACGCCAGAGCGUAUGGUACGAUAUGCCAGGUCAGCCGUCAGUAGAGGACUACGAGCUAUCAUAGCUGGAGCCGGAGGGGCGGCUCAUCUCCCUGGCAUGGUCGCUAGCGAGACGGCUGUUCCGGUCAUCGGUGUGCCCGUCAAGGCCAGCGUACUUGAUGGUGUCGAUUCUCUCUAUUCGAUUGUUCAGAUGCCUCGAGGCAUACCCGUCGCAACUGUCGGCAUCAACAAUUCUACUAAUGCCGCCCUUCUCGCCAUCCGUAUUCUGGGCACAGCUUCACCUGCACUUACAGCAGAGAUUGAAGCUUACGCCAAGAGCUUGGAGGAGGAAGUCUUGGGCAAAGUCGAGACCUUGGAGCAGGAGGGUUGGGACAAGUAUGUCGAGAGGUUGAAGAAAUAG
This is a messenger RNA of Kockovaella imperatae, 1752 nucleotides long. Its product is annotated as AIR carboxylase-domain-containing protein. The record is from RefSeq and is a predicted model, not a curated record. Gene Ontology annotation, biological process: 'de novo' IMP biosynthetic process. The transcript has 4 exons. The coding region runs from base 1 to 1752 and encodes 583 amino acids. Lineage: Eukaryota; Fungi; Basidiomycota; Tremellomycetes; Tremellales; Cuniculitremaceae. Gene Ontology annotation, molecular function: metal ion binding; phosphoribosylaminoimidazole carboxylase activity; ATP binding.